This is a messenger RNA of Trichosurus vulpecula (common brushtail), 522 nucleotides long. RefSeq names its product lens intrinsic membrane protein 2 (gene LIM2). The transcript has 4 exons. Bases 1 to 522 code for a protein of 173 amino acids. The record is from RefSeq and is a predicted model, not a curated record. Lineage: Eukaryota; Metazoa; Chordata; Mammalia; Diprotodontia; Phalangeridae. Gene Ontology annotation, molecular function: structural constituent of eye lens. Gene Ontology annotation, cellular component: plasma membrane.
AUGUACAGCUUUAUGGGCGGGGGCCUCUUCUGUGCCUGGGUGGGGAACAUCCUCCUGGUGGUUGCCACGGCUACAGACCAUUGGAUGCAGUACCGGCUGUCUGGGGCCUUUGCUCACCAGGGGCUGUGGCGUUACUGCCUCAGCAACAAAUGUUAUCUGCAGACUGAGAGUAUCGCAUAUUGGAAUGCGACUCGGGCCUUCAUGAUCCUGGCUGCCCUCUGCUGCUUUGCGGGUAUCGUCAUUGGGAUCCUGGCCUUUGCCCAGCUGCCCACCUUCCACCGCCUCACACGUCCCUUCUCAGCAGGCAUCAUGUUCUUUAUUUCCACUCUCUUCGUCCUUCUUGCCAUGGCCAUCUACACUGGAGUCACUGUCAGCUUUCUGGGCCGGCGCUUUGGUGACUGGCGUUUCUCCUGGUCCUACAUUCUGGGUUGGGUGUCUCUGCUCAUGACCUUCUUUGCAGGAAUAUUUUACAUGUGUGCCUACCGAAUGCAUGAAUGUCGCCGCCUGUCUGGGCCUCGCUGA